UAUGGAAAGCAUUGCGACAGUUUUUCCUGUUGGUUUUGCACGUCUGCAAAAGGCAUGAAAAAGGCGCCUAUAGACCUUUAAAAACAGAGAAUCUCCUUAUUCGGUUUACUUUUGGUCUCCAGUUCUGCGACGCCAUGGGGCAUCUACGGUUGGAAAAGAACGAACAAACGAGCCAAAAGAUUACAAAUAAGUGGGGAAAACGUAACGUUAACUCGUCUAAACUAAAAAUGCCAAUGUAACGUUGCCGCUCCGCCUCUCACAUAAGGAAGGAAAAACUCCGGGCCUGUUUUAGCACAAGCGGCUUUAACUUAUUUCCCCCUUUCUUUUAAUUUCUAAACUUUUGUUUAUCUCCCUAUAGUAAAAGCUUUUAUAUGCAUGCAGUUUAAGGAGUCUUCAGUUCUAAGCUUUUGUUUAAAUGCUUCUUCAGUAUUAUUGAAAGAGAGAAGCAGAGGCGACUUUUUUUUAAAAGGCAAAGACUAUUCAAACCAAUCCUUCCUUUAUCUUUCAAGGGAAAAUUUUACAAACCUUGAUAAAAUAUUAGUGCUAACAGUACCCUUAAUACGCCUCUGGGAGAGAGAUUCUAUAAUUGUCUUGUAGAAAUUAUAUAUUUCAUGUGUGUUCUUUGCUCUAAAAAAGCAAAUUAUAGACGCCUCAGAUCAGUUUCUACAAUUAUGCAAAUUUUUCAAUGCAAAUGAAUGUGAACUUGCAUAUAUUUAUUAUGCAGCAUUAUUAUAUCUACUCCAGAACAAAGCAUAUUGCUUCUAUUCACUGCCUCAAAGAUUUACAAUAAUUACUGGAUACACUUUCUGCAGAAAGACAAAAUUUCUUAGCUAUAUUCCAUAUGUGAAAUCUUAUUCCAUCCUAUUUUAUAUUUUCAUAUAAUAAAGAGCACUGAUGACAAUUAAAAGUAGAUGUGUAUCCAUUUUUCUUUUGGUAUAAUGUGACCUUAUUCACUGUGUUGCUGUUUCCAAGGUCUCCUACUACAGGUAGUCCUGGACUUACAACCAUUUCAUUUAGUGACCAUUCAGAGUUACAAUGGCACUGAAAAAAGUGAUUUAAGAUCAUUUUUAACACCACCUUUGCAGCAUCCCCAUGGUCAUGUGAUCCAAAUUCAGUUGCUUGGCAACUGACUCAUAUUUAUGACAGUUUCAAUGCCCUCAGGACAUGUGAUCACCUUUUGCGAAGUAACAAAUAAAGUCAAGGGGGGGAGCCAGUUUCACUUAACAACCGUGUUACUAACUUAAGAACUUAAGUGAUUCACUUAUCAAAUGUGCCAAGAAAGGUGGGGCAAAACUCACCUAACAACUGGUUCGCUUAGAACAGAAAUGUUAGGCUAAAUUGUCAUAAAUCGAGGACUACCUAUCAAAACUCCAAUCCUCUACAGCAGGGCUGUCAAACUUGCAUCGUCACAGCGUCGUUACGUGAUGUAUUGGGACCUUUUUCCCGUUCGAUAAAUUGGCUGGGGGCAGAGCCAGCAUGUGAUGCAUCCCGCCUGUGGGUCGCGAGUUUGACACCCCUGCUCUACAGCCAGCAAAAUCCAUAUCAUUUUUGUUACAGAUUAAUGGAAAUAUAAUGUAGAACAGUAGUUCCCAGUUUGUGGCUGGUAGUCUACUAGGGCUGGUAAAUACCUUCAAAUUAAAUUAAAUUUUAAAUUAUUGCAAUCUCACAGGCUUGUCCUCCUAAUAUUCUAGAGGUUUGGCAGUCUCAAAAGCUUUGGGCCUUAAAAGAAAUAAUUUGUAUUUAAUGUUGAGUCCUAUGGAUCUUGCCUGGAGAGGGACUCAUGUGCCGUUGUACCCACACACUCAGUGUUGCUAAAUCUUGGUUUAUAUGGGCUUCCAAUGUUUUUGAUGGGGAUGUGAUCAGCCACAUACAUCAGGAAGACUGGGAACUGCUUCCUAGCACAUAUGCCAAGAAGAACAUGCUUCUGAACUGUAUUUUUUCAUUUAGCAGGUGCAUUAAUUCUAAGGAAUCCCUGAUUAAGGAAGCUACAGUAAUACAAGAUCAAGGAUCGACUCAGGUUUGAUGGCACUUCUUCCCCUACCAGUGACGACAAUGGAGAAGAACAAGGAUUUCUAGGGAAAAUACAAGUGGACCAGUUAUUGGGCAUGUUAAGGAUUCCUGAGCCCCCAAACAUGAAGAUUUUGUAUGCCUGAUUGUAAGGCAUGAAAAGAAUUAAGAAGAAAAGAUUUUGGGCAUCUUGCUUCUGCUUUAUGGCUUUCUUUUUUCUCCUGAUCACUUUCCAGGUGGUUGUGGAACUGGGCAAGUCUGAACAGUUGACCUCAAAAAACUCAGUUUUACAAAACAAUGCUUUCCGAGAAGAUGAGUUCCAGAAAUACCCUCCUCUGUUUUUCAAAAAGCCAAAACUUGACCACAGUGCAGGAAAAAAAUUGCACAGAGGCACAUAUCCCAUUUUGCUCUGGUGGUCUCCACUCACGGGAGAAUCUGGACGGCAGGCUCAGUGUGGGGAGAAUGUUUGCUUCUUUACCAUCAACAGGACUUACCAACACAAUCCUAUGACUAAAGCCUUUCUUUUUUACGGUACUGAUUUCAGCAUACACAGCUUACCUCUGCCCCGUGCAGACUACCAUGACUGGGCUCUUUUUCACGAGGAGUCCCCCAAAAACAACUACAAGAUUUUCCAACCUCCUGCCAUCACUUUGUUCAACCACACAGCCACUUUCAGCCGCCACUCACACCUACCGCUUACCACCCAGUACCUUGAAAGUAUUGAGGCCUUGAGGUCCCUGAAGUACACAGUUUCUUUGCAAAAAAAGAACAGCUUGCGGAAGAGACUUGCGCCUCUGGUCUAUGUACAAUCUGAUUGUGAUCCUCCCUCUGACAGAGACAACUACGUAAAGGAGCUGAUGGCUCACAUUGAAGUUGAUUCCUACGGGGCUUGUUUGCAUAAUAGAGACCUUCCAGACCAUCUCCGAAAUCCAUCCUCCAUGGACAGCGAUAGUUUUUACAAAAUACUCGCUCAGUAUAAAUUCGUCCUAGCUUUUGAGAAUUCCGUCUGUGAGGAUUAUAUCACAGAAAAACUCUGGAGGCCGCUCAAGCUGGGAGUUGUGCCUGUUUAUUAUGGCUCUCCCAAAAUUCAAGACUGGCUUCCAAGCAAUAAGAGUGCCAUUCUCGUCACAGAUUUUCCACACCCGAAGGACUUGGCUCAGCACAUCAAAGCUUUGGAUGUGGAUGACAAGGAAUAUGUGGCCUACCUUGAAUGGAAGUUGAAAGGUGACAUUUCCAACAGGCAACUGCUUGCUGUUAUCAAAGAACGCACAUGGGGAGUGCAGGAUAUCAUGAAAGACAACUACAUAGAUGCCUUUGAGUGCAUGGUGUGCACCAGGGUAUGGGAAAAUAUCUGGAGACAAGCAAAGUAUUUCAGGAACCAAAAUAAACAGAAGAGGAGACACAAGGAACCAGCGCUAUUGAAAGACAUUUUCCCUGGUCAUGUGGCCAGCAUGGCUAUAUGCCAAAGGUGCAUGGAAUGCUGUUAACCUUCCCACCGAAAUGGGAAUGCCACCAAGAAGAUGGAAGGCAGAAGCAAACCAUCUGAGCUGCCCCAGUCCUCAAGCAUUUGCCUUUUCUCCUCUCAGCGUGCAAAGAACUGUUCUCCAGGACGUGUGGAGAUCAAGCUUUGAACAGUCUAA
Ahaetulla prasina is the source of this 3647-nucleotide messenger RNA. RefSeq names its product fucosyltransferase 10 (gene POFUT3). Gene Ontology annotation, cellular component: Golgi membrane. The record is from RefSeq and is a predicted model, not a curated record. Bases 2163 to 3494 code for a protein of 443 amino acids. Gene Ontology annotation, molecular function: alpha-(1->3)-fucosyltransferase activity. The transcript has 6 exons. NCBI's taxonomy places the organism in Eukaryota, Metazoa, Chordata, Lepidosauria, Squamata, Colubridae.